Molecule: messenger RNA, 2233 nt
Organism: Harpia harpyja (harpy eagle)
Lineage: Eukaryota; Metazoa; Chordata; Aves; Accipitriformes; Accipitridae
Gene: STK16
Product: serine/threonine kinase 16
Exons: 7
Coding region: 847-1764 (305 amino acids)
Biological process (GO): protein phosphorylation
Cellular component (GO): cytoplasm; Golgi apparatus
Molecular function (GO): ATP binding; protein serine/threonine kinase activity
Source: RefSeq, a predicted model, not a curated record
GCACAGCUGGCGGGGAGGGAAACGUGGGAUGGGGGGUGAGCAGCUCUGGUCCCCCGUGCCAGGGCCAGCUGCGCAUCGCCCCCCUCAAAGCCCACCCGGCACGGGGUGCAGGCAGCACUACCACCGCCUGAACCAGCUCCAGCCGGCGGACGCAUCCCCGGUGCCCCCCGGGGUGGUGGGUGACACAAGUAGGGGGACAAGGAGCCUUAUAAAAGUGUCACUACCAGACAAAAAUGCCUUCGAGGGAGCUCAGCCUGCUUGUUUCACCAGAGGGGUGGUGAUGGGACACCCUGCUUAUAGCUCCGGGGCAGGGGGAUGCUGCUGCGGUCUGAAGGAAAGGAAAACGACCCUGGCCAGAGGGCCGGAGCCUGGUGACAGAGCUGGUGACAGGCGGAGCUGGUGACAAGGGUGUCGGGGAAGUGCCGCAGGGCAGGGCGAGCGAGCGAUGCCCUCGGGGGUGAGCCCUGCUGGGGGGUAGCCUCGCCAUCUCAGUCCCCUGCACCCCCGACCUGCCCGCCCGGGCGAGGAGUUUGGCUCACCGGGGCCAGCUCCGGGGAGCGGCGGGGCUGCCGGCUGCCGCUACCACCGCCACCGCUCGCUGCCGGGGACCGGGGGGUGCCGCGCCGCCGGGCUCACCCGCGUUCCACCCCGGUCACAAUGAGGGACGAGCCCGGGGCUCGGCGCUGCCCCCCCGCCCGCAGCCCGCCCGCUCCGGAGGAGGGAGCGUAGGAUCCCCGCCGCGGCGGCACCGGGGACCGGCAAAGGCUGCAGCGCCCCGCCCGGUGGGUGACGUAGCGGGUGACGCAAUGGGUGACGCGCGGCGGCGGGCGAUGACGCGGGGGGGCGAUGGGGCAGGCGCUGUGCGUCUGCUCCCGCGGCACCGUCAGCCUGGGGGGCGCGCGGUACCUCGUGCUCCACCGCUUGGCAGAGGGGGGCUUCAGCUAUGUGGACCUGGUGGAGGGGCUGCGGGACGGUCGCUUCUAUGCCCUGAAGCGCAUCCUGUGCCAUGACAAGGAGGACCGCCAGGCUGCCCUGCACGAGGUGGAGAUGCAUGGCCUCUUUGACCACCCCAACAUCCUGCGCCUGGUGGCCCACUGCAUGGUGGAGAAGGGUGCCAAGCAUGAAGCUUGGCUCCUCCUGCCCUAUGUGAAGGGAGGGACCCUGUGGCGCGAGGUGGAAGCACUGCGAGAGAAAGGGACCUUCAUGCCAGAGCAGCGGAUCCUCCUCAUCCUCCAUGGCAUCUGCAGUGGGCUGCAAGCCAUCCAUGGCAAGGGCUACGCACACAGGGACCUCAAGCCCACCAACGUGCUGCUGGAUGAGGAUGACCGGCCUGUGCUGAUGGACCUGGGCUCCAUGAACCGAGCUCGCAUCGAAGUCAACAGCUCUCAGGAGGCCAUGGCUGUGCAGGACUGGGCUGCCCAGCGCUGCACCAUCUCCUACCGUGCCCCCGAGCUCUUCACGGUGCCAAGCCAGUGCGUCAUAGACGAGCGCACAGAUAUCUGGUCCCUAGGCUGCGUGCUGUACUGCAUGAUGUUUGGAGAGGGCCCUUACGACGCCAUCUUCCAGAAGGGUGACAGCGUGGCUUUGGCGGUGCAGAACCCCGUUGUCGUGCCCCCCACGACCAGGUACUCGGCUGCCUUGCAGCGCCUGCUCUCCUCCAUGAUGACGUUGAACCCCCAGGAGCGACCCAGCAUAAGUGACAUCCUCCACCAGCUGGAUGGGCUGCAACCAGCACCGGCGGGACAGGACACCACGCAGAUCUGAGCCUGUCCCACCCCGCGGUGGCGAUGCGCCCCGAGGACAAGCCAGGGUAAAAGCAGCUGCCCUCGUCCCUGUGGAGCCAUUGCAGAGGGGAUUGCUGCACUCGGGGGAGAGCUGCUGCUCUGUGCCGGAGGUGUGUUGGAUUUGGAGUGUUCUGUGCCCUGGAUGCUGCUUCCUGGGACUUGGCCUGUGCCCCAGAACUGUGGACGUGUGACCUGCUGCUAAACACAGGGCCCUCACAGGCCACUGCUCCCCCCAGGGGUUGCAGAGGAGGAUGCUGUGGGACCUCCCAGGUGAUGGCAGCCGUGGCCCCACAGCUCUGCACCCCAGGAGGAUCGCUCCUGACCAAGGGCAGAGCUGCAGUCUGGGUCCUAGUGUGGUGCUGGAGCAAGGUGGGGGGACCCAGCCCCCACUCCGCUGCUGCUCUCAGCACCAACAUUGCCUUGUGUUUGGAAUAAAAGAUGUUCUUGCA